AUGAGCUGCCUAGACACCAAGGUGAAGAGUGUAUGGCUCCAUAUCGCAUUUUGCGUGUAUAUAGUGAUAGAAUGUCAACAUAUAGGUGCCAUAGUGGCACAUGGGAGGUUCGGAUCCCGAAAUGGAGCGUUUGUGUCCAGCGGAACUACUCCGUAUCUCUCCAGGGGUUAUCAACAGAACGUCAUUAAUGCUGGUGGCAAUGGUAUCCUAGGGGAUGGAGGCUCGCUGCUGUUUACUGACACUGAGUCGGAACAUAAAGAGUUGCCUAAAUCUGGUGACCGUGAACCGAAGGUUGCUAAGGGCGUGUCGUAUGGUCGGAGUGGUCCAAGAAACCGUAACGACUUGGAACCUGAGAAUUUAUCUUCUGAUGGCAAAGGAACUGUUGCUACCUACAUCCGUGGCCAUGAUACAAGGUCAAAGGGGAAUAGCAGGACACGUAAGGAAGAAUUGUAUUCGAACCUGGUGCGUAUGACUUCAGCAGUUUGUUCUUCUUUGGAGCAGUAUAAUGCGGAGCUGUCUAACAGUUUAGAAUCAUUUGUCCAAUCGUUGAACCCUGGUCUCUGGGGAAAUGGGUCGAAGCCUAUAAACGACAUCAAAGAGGUGUAUAGAAUCCAAACUGCAAACUAUCAGGAAUUGGAGGAUGGGCUUAAACGUUGUCUAUCUAAUAUAAUGGAUGACUGUAGAACUCGAUUGAAAACCAAGGUGUCUGAAGGUAAUAUUGCGUUGAGGGCAUUGACCAAGUCGCUCGGUGUGUAUUGUAGCCGGGACCGCAAGGAAUUUCAGCUGUUGAUUGAUCAGCUUGUUGAUGAAUACGACAUGGCGGAAUGUAACUAUAGAUGGUCGUGGCUGUCAAAUGUUGUCCAAUGGUUGCAAGAAACGGCGGUUAAUGUGGUAGACACGUUAUUACCAUUGAGACCAGCUUCGCGUCUGGUCUCUGCAAUGUCCCCUGCAAAAGGUUUCGUCAACUGGAUUAUAUCUCAUUUUGAACGUAAAAGUGGUCAUUCUGUUCGUUUCGACGAAACUACAUUAUUGAAAUAUUAUGAAAUGCCGAGGUCAUAUAUACAUGUUUCUUCUAAUUGUAACCCAUCAUGUCAGCCUCUCCACCCGGAGGUUGGGGGUAAAUGGCGUCUUGUAUUCCUUGGAACCGGAUCACGAAGGCCUACGAGAACAAGAUUGACUUCCACUGUUUUAUUUGCUCGAAGUGGUGACCCUUUGUGGUUAUUUGAUUGCGGUGAGGGUGCCAUUACCCGUGUAUGGUCCGCGGGUUUUGCAACUUCGCGUGUGAAGAGGAUAUUCCUUACACAUUUGCAUGGUGACCAUUGUUUCGGUCUAUUCGCAUUCCUCAACACUUUUGCCAAGGAUGCACCCCUGGAAGUAUACGGUCCAUCUGGUACUUCCCAGUUCAUCGCAGAUGUUAUAACAUCGUCUUCACGAUCACAUGCUCUUCGAGCAUUUGUGGUCAACGAGCUGGUUAUCCCUCGUGGUGGCAUGAAGGGGGAGCAGGAGCAAGGCGAAGUUGAUAAGAUGUUCAAAGUGAAUUACCUGUACCCUGAUGAGAAUAUGCAAUAUGUGGUUCAUGAGGAAGACUCCUGCGUUGUCAAGGCGGCCCCGCUGGUGCAUACCAUCAAUACAGUGGGUUACGUUGUGGAGGAGAAGGCUACGGAGAAGAGUCAAAAGGGUAGCUCAGCUUCUCCUGGCCCCUUGCGUAAAUUUGUCAUAUGUCAAGAUUCAGCUGAUAACACAUUGUUGCAACCUUUGGCAAUGGACGCAGACGUGCUUAUACACGAGUCUACGAUUAACCCUCCUACCAGCAGUGGUUCACAAAUGUUAUUGCGUCUUACUAGGGAAGCUCCGGAUGCGGAGCUGACACGUCAUAUCUUGCAUAAACUCGACCGGUUACUCCAGACAGAGGAGAUGAAGUUUCAAAUGUACCACAGUACCCUGGCCAACGUGAAAUACCAUUACUCGCGUAAAUUGCGAUAUUUACGCGAGGCGAUGGAACACCAUGAGGAAUUGCAGGAUACCUUGUCGCAGCUGGGAACUCUGCCGUCCCCAAACGAUCCUCCUAAGGAUAGCAAGAGCCGGUCUAUUAGCAUGAGUUGGACCUUAAUCGUUCGUCGUUUGAAGUGGUUACUUCGGCUGUACGGUGAUUUUCACGCAACUGCUAAAGAAGUUGACAAGCUUGAAAGGUUACUGACACUUAUCGAUGAGUUACGUACUACCUUUGAUGGGUCUCGUGUACCUCGCAGUCGUUCCAUGCAGCGUAACAUACGAGCUCUUGCUACAGAGUUAUUGGCGGCUGAGGGUGUUACAACGGAUAUUCAAUAUAAUGCGGAGCGUGACACUAAGCUUAGCCAUGCCAUUGACCGAAUGGCUCCUUUGAUGUUCCAAUACUGGUCGGAGAUAAUUGGUAGCAGGGUUCCUGUUCGUGAUACGGGUGACUAUGUGCGUGAUGAUUGGGAGGAACUUUACAACAGUUAUGCGAAUUUCAAUGGCCACUCGACGUGCCUUCAGGCGGGUGAAUUCGCUGCGCGUACACGUGCAAAGAAGCUGAUACUCACCCACUUCUCCCAGAACAGUCCUGACGUCACGGAUAAGGAGGGUGUCCUAACGAUGUCACGGGUGGCACACUCGGCCCUAAGGGGCUACUACCGGACCCGUGAGGAGGACUGCCGGAAGAGUCUCACCGUCGGUGCGGCUUGGGACAUGUUUUCUCUAACACUUUGA
This is a messenger RNA of Babesia sp. Xinjiang, 2727 nucleotides long. RefSeq names its product Zinc phosphodiesterase ELAC protein 1. Lineage: Eukaryota; Apicomplexa; Aconoidasida; Piroplasmida; Babesiidae. The transcript has a single exon. Gene Ontology annotation, molecular function: 3'-tRNA processing endoribonuclease activity. The record is from RefSeq and is a predicted model, not a curated record. Gene Ontology annotation, cellular component: nucleus. The coding region runs from base 1 to 2727 and encodes 908 amino acids.